This is a messenger RNA of Pyricularia pennisetigena, 300 nucleotides long. RefSeq lists its product as uncharacterized. Gene Ontology annotation, biological process: mitochondrial respiratory chain complex I assembly; electron transport chain. The annotation marks the transcript as partial. The record is from RefSeq and is a predicted model, not a curated record. The transcript has 2 exons. Lineage: Eukaryota; Fungi; Ascomycota; Sordariomycetes; Magnaporthales; Pyriculariaceae. Gene Ontology annotation, cellular component: mitochondrion.
UUACUGAUCGGUGUCGGAACCGUUUGGUCACGCAGGGCACUGAGGGCAUACCAGCCCGGUCACUCGAAGCCCAACAUUACCGGCUUCGACCCCAAGACUUUUGUCGAAGCUGCUACCAAGAAGCGAUACGACCCCUGGGAGCGAUUGGAAUCGUGGCGGUACACUGGUCAGUUCAGCCGCUUCAACAGGUUCAAGGGCGCCUUCCCCGGCUUGGGCAUAGCGACCGUCGCCUUUGCGGCCUACUGCACAUACGAGCACUUCUUCCUCAAGGAUGACCACCAUGGUGAGGGCCACCACUAA